Messenger RNA from Carassius auratus (goldfish), 2700 nucleotides. Its product is annotated as tetratricopeptide repeat protein 31-like. Lineage: Eukaryota; Metazoa; Chordata; Actinopteri; Cypriniformes; Cyprinidae. The transcript is spliced from 18 exons. Bases 144 to 2042 code for a protein of 632 amino acids. Gene Ontology annotation, molecular function: metal ion binding; RNA binding; protein binding. The record is from RefSeq and is a predicted model, not a curated record.
GUGAGCGCGCACUGUGUGUGUCAGCAAAGGUGGAGAUGAGUCUCGAGCACUAAGGAAUGUUAAAUCAACUGGAAGUUACUUAAGUAUUUUAUAAUUUAGCAUUAAUUAGUUUUGUAUACAUAUAUAUAAGUAUAUUCGCUAAAAUGUCAAGAAAGAACACCAUAGGACCAGAGUACUUCCGGUUGCGUGAUGACGACAGCCUCAUGCGGACCCACGAGACAAUGGUGGAUUUUAUCAAGGAUAGAUCUGCAAACCGCAAUUUCUUAGAUGCCUUAAAUUUUGGUUAUGGGUUUGUUCCAGAAUUGGACCGCUUUGCAGCUCACUUUACAGCAUACGAAAGUUCAUCUGAUGAGGAUUCUUACGAUUAUGAUUAUGAAGAUGACAACAAGUAUGCCAUCGGUACAAACAACAGAAACUGUUCUCGCAACUUCCUUGAAAGAGGUCUGCCAAAACCAUCCAAACAAAUAUCAGCUGAGGAAGCAGAAAGAAAUGCAAAAGAGCUAAUGGAUGACGAAGAAAAACUUAAGAAAAAGGCAGAGAAGAAAAAACAGAAGAAGACGAGACAGAAGGAGAGACGUCGGUUGGAAAAAUUAGAGAAGGAGAAUUCAAAUAAAGAAAAAAAUAAACCGGUUCAAGUUGACCCUGGACCAGAAGAGAUUAAACGUGCAGAUAAAGAUGAAAAUAAAGUUAAAAGCAAAAAUUGUACAUCUGUGCCUCCUGGUCCUCAACGCCCCUCAGCACCUGUACAGAGCAGUGAUAGCAGUAAUGAAGAUGAUCAAGAGGAAGACUCAACUAUGGAUCCAGAGGAGCUUGACAUGAGCAGCUGCUUUGUGUCAAAUGCAGCCAGUAUUGCCAAACGCAAACUUGAACAAAAACCUAAAAAUGAUAAGAAACAUGCUCAAGAAAACUCAAGAAAACCAUGUGGGUCUGAGGAGAAAGACACUACAAUGCGACAAAAACAGAUUGAUAACAAGGUGGAGGAGCAGCAGCCAGAGGAGACAGUCAAUGCAAAUUACUUUAUUACAAGAAGCGUGGAGCUGGCAGUUAUAGGUAAUGAGUAUGCCGCCUCAGGACAACUGGAAAUGGCUGUGAAAUAUUUUACAGAUGCUAUAAAACAUAACCCUAAAGAGUAUAAGUUAUUUGGCAAUCGUUCUUACUGCUAUGAAAAGAUGCUGCAGUAUGAGAAAGCUUUAAAUGAUGCUGAAAUUGCUCUUUCUAUGAACCCCAAAUGGAUUAAAGGGCUUUACAGGAAAGGCAAAGCACUUGUUGGGCUGAAGAGAUACUAUGAAGCCAGACUUACAUAUAAUGAAGUGUUAAAACUGGACAGCACGUGUAAGGACGCAGCUGAGGAGAUGAUGAGGGUGCAGCUCAUGCAGCUUAUGGAAAUGGGAUUCACUAAAGAGCAGAGUUCAAACGCCUUAAUUCUUCAUGGAACUGUAGAAAAAGCCUUAGAGAGUCUCUCGGGGCUGUCAGGUCUAAACCCUGUCCUAGCGCCCAGAGAACACCAGUUAAUGUCUGUAGAGCAAAACGCACAAUCUCCAGCUAAAUUCCCCCUCAGACCUCUUCCUCAGAAUCAGCCUCGACCCAGUAUGCCAACCACUGCUCCGGUUUAUCAUCAUCAUCCUCCUCCUCCAGAGCUAUUUCCCAUCUGGGUCGGAGAUCUGGUGCCUUCUUUGACAGGACAAAAGCUUUAUCACUUAUUCAGCUCUGUUGGGCAUGUCCAUAGUGUAAGAGUGUUACAAAUGAGACACUGUGCAUUUGUUAACUACACCAAGAAGGAGGACUGUGAUAAAGCCAUAAAGGAUUUCCAUGGUUAUGUAAUUGAUGGGACAAUUCUAGUGGUGCGUUAUCCAGAUAGGAUUCACACACGUCUCGGAGUGUCCAGAGGUGCCUCUACAGAGUCCUCAGGGAAGAAUGGCAAACAGCCUGAUGAAUGUUAUUUUUGGAGGACAAAUGGCUGCAUUAAGAAUGAUCGCUGCAGUUACAAGCAUAUACCAGAAAACAAGGGCAUUGACCGAAAUAAAGCCAAACCAUACCCCUGAUUCCCAGGACACAGACAGAGAUUUAACCAUCGAAAUCACUGUAAUUAGUUGGAAACAUGAAGAAGAAAAAAAAUUCUCAUGCAUAAAAUCUCAUGCUUGGGGCUUUGGUGUUUGUAUGGUCAUUUGUCAAAGUAUUUUCUAAUUUGGGUUUUAAAAUAGUCUUAAUCUCAGUCUGUACACAAGUUGAAGAGAGUUGAUUUUGGACAGCAACGUAUUUUUUUUUUUUUUUUUUUGGUCCCACAGAAUAAUACAUUCCAUUUUACGGAGUCAGUUAUUGGUUUUAAUGUUUAAGAUUGACUUGAAAGUUUAUAUUUAAGACUGUUUAAAGUUUAUUUCAUGAAUGGUGGCUGCAGAUGUUUUUUUGUUUUUUUUUUUAAUUGGAAAAAUAUUUGCCUUCUGACGUUACUAUCUGAAGGAUUUUAAACCAUAAGUAUUGUUACAUUGAGAAGUUUUAUUUGGAAUUGUGUAAAUUCUGAAGUGUCACAAGUUAAAAAAAAGAAAUUGUCAGUGCUCCUAAUGGUCCUGUGCCACUUCUGCUGUAGAGAUCAGUAGACCAUAUCAUACCAUCUUGAUGAGGAAAGAUUUUGUUGUAAUUGAUACACCUGUAAAGCAAUGCAGAAACUCUUACAAUAAAAAAUGCCCUGAAAAAUGGUGAAAA